AUGGACAGUCCAGGUGUGAACAUCGUAAGAUUCUCAAGAGGCGCUGCAAUUACAGUUAAUAGUUUGGGUUUGAAAGUGCAAUAUGAUGGCGUAUAUAACCUUUAUGUCCGAGUUUCAAGUGCAUUUCGCGGAAAAACAGAGGGCCUUUGUGGAAGCACUGAAGGCAACCGUAACGUUCUUAAAAAACGUGACGGUAAAAAAACCCGAAAUGUUCAGGAAUUUGCUAACUCCUGGAGAACUGAAAGCUUGUGCGAGGCUCCGCCUCCUAUGCGAAAUCCUUGCGACAGCGCAAGCAAAGCAAUAGUGCGAGAGGCAAAAAAUAAAUGUGCUUUACUGCGGCGGCAUCCCUUUUCGGAAUGCCAUCACAAAGUAGAUAAUAUCAAUGGUUUUAUUCACGAUUGUGAGUAUGAUGUAUGCGGUUGCAAGGAGCACCCUUCAGCAUGCCUAUGUGAAGAAUACGCUGCCUACGCCACCUCUUGUCAGCUUGCAGGAGUCAACAUCCAGUGGAGACAUCUUCGUCAUUUCCGUCAUUGCAACUCUCCAUGUGCCUACGCGCCAUGUUUAAAUGGGGGCACUUGCACUAACAAAGGAAGAGAUCAUUUUGAAUGUGAAUGUCCUAAAGGUUACAACGGUACCCGGUGCGAAAUUGGAGGUGUAGCGAUAUCGAAGCACGGCACAAGAACUAUUGAACUUCGGACCAAUUUUGGUCUUACAGUAGAAUAUGAUGGCGUGUAUAAUGUUUUCGUCAUGGUAUCUACUCGAUUCAAAGGAAAGACGGUGGGACUUUGCGGAAACUUCAAUGGUAACGCUAAGGAUGACUUCACAGAUUCUAACUCCCGACGCAGCAGUAACAUCCUUCAAUUUGCCGAUUCUUGGAAAGUAGACAAUAGUUGUCCUAAUACCAAACCGCAACCAGACCCAUGUGCUCUUGCAAGCUCCUUUGCACAGGAGGCAAAGAAAAAAUGCCAGUUACUAAAACAAAAACCAUUUGAACAAUGCCACAAAUCGGCAGAAGAGAUUUCACGCUUCAUCAAGAAUUGUGAAUUUGAUGUUUGUGCUUGUAAUAAUCAUCCAGCCUCUUGCCUGUGUGAAGUAUUUGCUGCAUUUGCAACUUCUUGUUCGCAAGGUGGAGUUUCCAUCACCUGGAGAAAUCUUCCUGAAUUUGCGCAGUGCAGGGCGCCGUGUGCAUCUGGUCCAUGCAGAAAUGGGGCUACAUGUACAAAUUUCGGCCACGAUUAUGAAUGCAAAUGCGCUUCUGGGUACGGUGGAAAACAAUGUGAAUUAAGAAGAUGCGAAUAUUCUAGAAAAUUGGGAAUGGAAAGUAAAAAGAUCACAGACUUACAAAUAACAGCAUCUUCAGAAAACAAUCACAACAGGCGUGCUUCCAAUGCUCGCAUAAAUGCAGCUAAAACACCUUAUGCAUGGGAACCAGGGAGGGCAGACCAAAAGCAAUGGGUGCAGGUUGAUUUCAAAUUCCGUGCAACAAUUACUGAUAUUUUGACUCAAGGAGAUGUUAGAAUCAAUAAGUUUGUGCGAAGCUACACUGUUUCGUACUCCAAUGAUCGUUUCAGAUUUAAACCUUACCGAGUGGGUGGGAAAGUUAAGAUAUUUCAGGCUAACAUUGACCAUAGAUGCAUUGUUAGACGCACACUUAACCCAGUUAUCAUCGCUCGGUACAUCCGAAUCCAUCCUAAAUCAUGGUAUGGUUAUAUUACUAUGCGACUUGAAUUCAUGGGCUGCUUCCAAGACCAACCAUGUGCAAAUGAGCCAUGCCAACAUGAAGGACAAUGUACUAACUCCGAAGGAAAAGCCGUUUGCUCAUGUCUCAACGGAUAUUAUGGCGGGAGAUGUGGACAAAAAGAAUGCAAGAAGCCAGCACGUCUUGGUAUGGAAAAUGGCAAAAUAUUGGACACGCAAAUAUCAGCUUCGUCGGAACUUAAUAAUAGGCGGGCAGCAUAUGCCAGACUGAACCUCAACGGUCGAGGAAACAAAAUUGUUGCCUGGUCUCCAAGAACUACUUCUGGAGAAUGGCUCCAAGUGAAUUUCGGAGGUCGAGCUAUUGUGACUGAGAUCUUAACCCAAGGAGCCAGUAAUCGCAACUGGUUUGUUAAAAGCUAUUUCGUUUCUUACAGCAAAGACGGUGUAGCUUUCACUAUCUACCAUAUUAAAGGGCGUAAAAAGUUUUUUAGAGGAAAUACAAAUCAUCGCAUCAUUUCUCGUCAAAGCGUUUCUCCUGUCAUCGUCACCCAGUACAUACGCAUCCACCCGAUGCGCUAUUCAAGUGCCGUUGCUAUGAGGGUUGAUUUCUCCGGCUGCCUAAAAGAGUGGCCAUGUCAACCACGACCGUGUCAUAAUGGUGGCACAUGUUUCGAUUUCCACGCUGAUUACCGCUGUUCUUGUGGCAAUGGCUGGGCAGGAAAGAACUGUGAUGUUAAAAUUGCAAAUUGCAAGCCACGCAGAUAAGGAAAGUGCCAUAUUUCAAGGAAGCAUUAAAAGUAUACACAAUAGAGCAAUAA
Messenger RNA from Dendronephthya gigantea, 2516 nucleotides. RefSeq names its product neurogenic locus notch homolog protein 1-like. Lineage: Eukaryota; Metazoa; Cnidaria; Anthozoa; Malacalcyonacea; Nephtheidae. The transcript has 12 exons. Gene Ontology annotation, molecular function: calcium ion binding. The coding region runs from base 1 to 2463 and encodes 820 amino acids. The record is from RefSeq and is a predicted model, not a curated record. Gene Ontology annotation, cellular component: extracellular matrix.